Molecule: messenger RNA, 489 nt
Organism: Eruca vesicaria subsp. sativa (arugula)
Lineage: Eukaryota; Viridiplantae; Streptophyta; Magnoliopsida; Brassicales; Brassicaceae
Source: the annotation of a GenBank genome assembly
AUGCAACCGAAACCAGAACUCAUCCGAACCAUAGCCAACCGCUACGCCGCGAAUCUCACCCUCUGCUUCCCUCUCCGACGAACCUCUCUCCAACUCGCACGUGCCAUCCACGCAAACAUCAUCAUUUUCGGGUUCCAGCCACGUGCGCACAUCCUCAACCGUCUGAUGGAUGUCUACUCCAAAUCUUCUGAACUCCGUUACACACGCCACCUGUUCGACGAAAUUACCGAACCGGAUAAAAUCGCCAGAACCACCAGGGUCUCCGGUUAUUCCGCCUCCGGUGACAUCGCCCUCGCUCGCUCCGUCUUCGAGGAGAUUCCUUUAAUUAUGCGAGACACUGUGAUGUACUCUGCUGUGAACAUGUUUCGUGAGAUGAAGCGUGAAGGGUUCAGACCAGAUAACUUCACUUACGCGAGUGUUCUUGCUGGUUUGGCUCUUGUUGUUGAAGAGGAGAGAGAGAGAGUGUGCAGUUUCAUGGUGCAGCGUUGA